AUGGCCGAACGCCCGCAACAGAAGCCCACCCCCUCCGUUGCCAUCCAGCAAAGCGAUAACAUCGCCCACGCGCUGGCUGGCGCCGGAGGAGGCGUCUUGUCCAUGAUCAUGACAUACCCUCUAAUCACCCUUUCCACAAGAGCACAGGUCGAAUCCAAGCGUGCGCACUCGACCGCACUCGAUGCAGUUCGUCGGAUUGUCCAACGGGAAGGAAUAUCUGGACUCUACUCGGGACUGGAGUCCGCUCUGUUCGGAAUCAGUGUCACUAACUUUGUAUACUAUUAUUGGUAUGAGUGGACCCGGUCCGCUUUUGAGAAAGCAGCCACCCAGUCUGGCCGCGCUUCCAAGAAGCUCACAACUGUCGAGUCUAUGAUCGCGGGAGCUAUUGCGGGCAGUGCUACCGUACUCAUCACAAAUCCCAUCUGGGUCAUCAACACCCGCAUGACAGCCCGCAAGUCGGAGUCGGAGGAACAAACUCUCCCGGGGGCACCGAAGAAGGCCAAGGCCUCAACCUUCGGUACCUUGAUGGAGUUGCUACGCCAGGAAGGGCCCAAGGCCCUCUUUGCUGGUGUUCUUCCGGCAUUGAUUCUGGUGAUCAACCCAAUUCUGCAAUAUACUAUUUUCGAGCAAUUGAAGAAUGUGGUGGAGCGACGUCGCCGAAUGACUCCCAAGGAUGCUUUUUACUUGGGUGCCCUUGGCAAGAUUUUGGCCACCAGCAUCACAUACCCAUAUAUCACUAUUAAGAGCCGUAUGCAUGUGGCCAGCAAGGAUGGUCCCAAGGAGAGUCUGAAUGGAAGCCUCAAGCGGAUUAUCCAAGAGGAAGGUUGGAAGGGGCUCUACAAGGGAAUUGGUCCCAAGGUGACCCAAAGUGCCAUUACAGCUGCAUUCCUCUUCGCCUUCAAGGAUGUGCUAUAUGAUACUAUGGUGACGAUGCGCAAAAGGGGUGCCAUUCGCAAGUAG
Molecule: messenger RNA, 960 nt
Organism: Penicillium angulare
Lineage: Eukaryota; Fungi; Ascomycota; Eurotiomycetes; Eurotiales; Aspergillaceae
Gene: pmp47
Product: putative peroxisomal membrane protein Pmp47
Exons: 3
Coding region: 1-960 (319 amino acids)
Cellular component (GO): peroxisomal membrane
Molecular function (GO): ADP transmembrane transporter activity; FAD transmembrane transporter activity; NAD transmembrane transporter activity
Source: RefSeq, a predicted model, not a curated record